ACCAAACCUCAAGGCUACUUUCUGGGCUACCGUGGUGCGACCCGAAGGCGAGUGCGAUCAGCAGGGAAUGACGCUUCUUUUAAUUUCCUUAUUUCUUAAGUAACUACAUUAGAAAAACAAUAAAUAAACCGGUUUGCAUUUGAGCUGCCUAAUUAUUAUUUUUGUUUUAUAGUUUUUAUGCAUCUGUGAAGGCAGCACCAAAGCUCCUGUGCUAGCUCGCUGGCUAGCCAGCCUUUGUUCCAUAUUCAGACCAGUGUGGCCAUAAACUAGGAUUCAGCCUUCAACUCUUGCAUGUUGAGUCCGUGUACGAUUGUUUUAUUCAAAAUAAAACAAGUUGCAUCCUUGGGGGUAUUGCACACCGACUUUGUUGCGGGAGGAUUUUAGCUGUCUAGUGUGUGUUCGCUUGUAUGAAUUGCGUCUUGGCUCGCUCGUGCAUAGGUUGCCAUGGAGCAUUGUGCAGCUCCGCAGCUCGAGAGCACAAGUACGCUAUCUUCACCUCCAGACUCAGCGGAAAAGCCUGGAGGAGAUGCCGGGGAGAAGACGGUUAAGGAUGCAUACGAGUGCCGGAUUUGUAGUUAUAAAGCGCGAGACGUGAAAUGUCUCAGUCAGCACCUGCACGCAGCUCAUCCGGUCACCAGUCUCUCUGACUCGGCGAGGAGCGCGUGCGGUGAUGCGCCAGAGGAUGAUUUGGAAUGCUUGAAUGGUGACCUGGAAAAGAGCACUGUUAAGGAUAAACCAGUCACCAUUGAGGGAACAGAAUCUGCUUCUCUUCAGACUCCCGAGGACUCAAAUGAGACCUCAUCCUCCAUGGAUCCCAAAGAACAGGAAGAGAAGAUGGACGACUCACCUGCUCCUGAAGAAUCACAGAUCUCAUCCCCCGAGUUACCCCAGGAGAAGUCACCCUGCUCUUCAGGGUCUAAGGAGUCCUGCCAAAAGAGGCAAACGGUCUCCUCUGGCACAGCGACCCACAACCAGACUAACCUGGUUUGUCUUCCAUUGGUAUCCGAUGGGUUAAAGCUUAUCUGGGUGCGCGCGGAGCAGGUCCACGAGCUGGAUGCCAUGUCAGAUCUUGUAGAAGCAUUUAAUGCAUUCCCUUACCCCACAUCGCAGGAGGCAAGCGCUCUAGCUCGAAAGUGUGCAUUACCGCCGGAGCGUGUUAAAGCCUGGUUCAUGAUGCAGCGGGUACGUUAUGGGAUCAGCUGGGCUGACGACGACAUCCAAGAGACGCGGCGCAAGCUGUGGCACAUUCAGAAAGGAGCGGUUGCCGAGGAGUGUGUGGAAAUAAACGACGAGGAGGAUUGUGUAAGACGUGAUGAAUCUAAACAGGUUUUUAUACCACCGUCUGCGGCAAAUGCCCAUGUAGGUCAGAGAGACCAGAUGCCUAAACCCAGCCGAACUGUUCCUCAGCACAUAACCAAUGACCAAAACCGCUUGCAUUUUAGCCAGAAUAAUACUUCGCAAUCCAAUAACUUUGAGCAGCAGUUGCACAGUGCUAAUGUUGUGUACAAAAACGGUCAUGGACCUGCAUCCCAAGUUCCUCAAGUUAAUCUUCAAUUCCAAAAUGAUAGUAGAAACCUAACGCCUCACAAUACUGGAGUCCAACUGCGCGAUUCCUAUGGCCGUCCAACAUCGAACGUCCAACACACUGCAAUGUCGUACCCCGAGUUUCCUGAGCUUUCACAGUCUAUACCCUGCUUACCAGGGAAAAAAACGAAAGCACAGCUGAUGGCCCUGCGCCGCAGUUUUGUACAGAAGUCUUGGCCCUCUGACGGCGAAGUUCAGCGGCUCCAGAAAAUGACUGGACUAAAUCGGCGAGAAAUUCGCAAAUGGUUCGCAGACAGCCGUUACCAGCUUCGCAAGAACGGAAGGGCAUGGCUAGUCAAGCUUGCAAGCCAAAAUCGGUCUUCCCAGCUGGUGCAACAGAACUCUCACACUGAGCAGGAGAACGAUGUUCUACCUAGUGCUGAUUUUUACAACAACGACGAGGCUGACGACACAGGGGCAGGGUUUGAGGUUGAUGUAGAUUUGGCUGACGAUGAGGGACCAGUAGGCCAAUCAAUUGAAACCAAGGAGGAAGUAAGUGAUGAAGGUGAGUUUGAUAACGGCAGUGCUUCCGUUCAACAAUAUUCUGCAGACGUCUCUCCCUCUCCUUCGCCUUCUCCAUCAUUCCUCCGUGGCCGGGUAGAACCGAACGUGCGACUUCGUAAGAAGACGAGGGAACAGUUGGAAAUGUUGCGGCAGAACUUCCUACGCUGCCAGUGGCCCACAAGCGACGAUUACCUGAUACUCCAGAAGAAGACUGGUUUGACGCGGACAGAGAUUAUCCAGUGGUACGGAGACACGCGUUAUCAUAUUAAACACAAUCAGAUGCGCUGGAUGACCUCAGAGGAGAGGGAACGUAUCAUUGAAGUUAUAAUGGAACAGCAGAAAAGGGGUGGGAAUUAUUCAAGGGGGAAAGUCUCAUUUGAGAAGGUAGGCUCUGGGUUGAGUUUGGGUGAUUCUACAUUAAUUAACCAAGGUGGAGGGGGCAAAGCCGCAACAUGGAAUGAACUUUUUAGGGAAAGUACCCCAGUUUUGCCUGAGGGUGAACUCUGACCUCAGAAGCAAAGUCAGUUUGAGAUGGCAUUUGUAGCUGUGCAGAUAAAUGGAAACUGAAUUCCACAUCACUGCCAAAGAUGUUACACAAAACCUUUUUUUCCCUCCUUUAACCUGUCUGGAUAUUUCCAUUUCAGAUUAAUGCUAUGAUCCAGGGUCUUGUAGAACCUCUCACAACAUUGUUAUGCAAUAUGUAACUCCAAAACUAAGCAUCUUACUUGAAUCUAAAAUAUUUAGUAUUAGAAUAUCUACCUUUUAAAGUAACUGAAACUAAAUUGUAUAUGACAAGGCACUGAAUGACUGUACAAUGCAUUUUGUUAUGUCGCUUGUUUUAUCAGAGGUCUGUUCAGUGUGACUCAACAGAGUGAAUGCAUGCGUGUUGCCAUUUUCAUGUUUAAGUUGCACUUCGAGCUUAGAUAUGUAGAUUUUUGCUUUUACAAAAGUCAAUUGUAUUUAAGGUUAUAAACAUAACUGCAAACUUUUAGAUCCAGUGUGCUACAGAAAUGUUUCUUUGACAGAAACAUAGUGCUGACAUAAUACUACAUAAUUUAUGUGCUUUAUUUCCUCCAACACAACCCCCAUCAAUUUCAUUACUUGUGAUUUUAUUAUUAAUAAUAUAAUUUGUAGACUAAUUAAAAUCUUGAGUAGUCACUAUAUGGAGUUUGUUAGUCUAUGCAUUGAGUAAGCUGGCUAGAGAGACUUACCUUUUUUGUGCUGAAGCUUUUUGUACCAGUUUGGUUUUACUUAAUAAAUUGAUCUUAAAACA
Carassius carassius (crucian carp) is the source of this 3361-nucleotide messenger RNA. Its product is annotated as zinc fingers and homeoboxes protein 1-like. The transcript is spliced from 2 exons. Gene Ontology annotation, biological process: regulation of transcription by RNA polymerase II. Gene Ontology annotation, cellular component: nucleus. Bases 445 to 2595 code for a protein of 716 amino acids. Gene Ontology annotation, molecular function: DNA-binding transcription factor activity, RNA polymerase II-specific; DNA binding. Lineage: Eukaryota; Metazoa; Chordata; Actinopteri; Cypriniformes; Cyprinidae. The record is from RefSeq and is a predicted model, not a curated record.